CGCCGCUGUCAUCUGCAUCGUCAUCGUCAGGCCAGGUGAGCCGAGGUCAUCCUCUCCUUGUGUACAUUGGUGUCAGAUGGUUGUUUUUUGUUUUUUUUUAUAUAUUUGAUGUCAGAUGUUGGAUGUUCGAUAUAAGAUUUAUGAUGAUUGCUGUUAGAUGUUUGAUGUUGGAUGUUUGAUGUUGGAUGUCUUAUGUUAGAAGUUAUGACGCCUUACGGCGAGCGGGACAAGCAUGACAUCAAUACAGUAGAGAUCGGUUAUGUCCUCGGCCUCAGGGGGUUUGCCAAAAAAGCGUCGAGAUAACCGACGAUCGAGAUAGCCGAGGAGAAAAUGCUAAGACAAAAAAUAAGAGAGAAUUUGGCGAUGCCACUUCAACAAAAAAAAAAGUCGACCUGACAGGGUUGGCGAGUUAGCCGAGGUCGAGAUAAGCGGGUUCGGCUGUAAUUGAUUCAUAUCUCACUCAUCAUUUCCGCGCUAUUCACCUGAUCUAUGUUUGUUCUUGAGCAUCUGACCUUUUUUUCUUUUUUGUCCCAUUGCUGCGCGCCACUGGGAUAUCUGUUUGAUUUUAAAAAAAUAUAUAUAUUUAAAAAAACGAGUCUUACAACUUCCUCCAAAUUUCAUUUCAGGUCUUCACACGUCGACGAGCUACUUUUUCCUGUCGCUGUCCGUCGCUGACCUCUUGGUGGGCGUGGUCGUCGUGUCCUUGACCUUGGUGCACAAGCUCGACAUCGACUACCUGGCCAGUGAGUGAAACAUGAAAAUUGCUAAAUUUUAACCUGAAACGGAACAAUGUUACAGGACAAUUUAACAUGACAAUGCAACAUAACAAUUUCACAGAACAAUUUAACGGAACAAUUUAAUGGAACAAUUUAACAGAAAAAUUUAACGGAACAAUUUAAAGGAACAAUUUAACUGAACAACUUAACGGAACAAUUUAAUGGAACAAUGUAACAGAAAAAUUUGAACGGAACAAUUAAACAUAACAAUUUAACAUAACAAUGUAACAGGACAAUUGAACAGGCCAAUUUAAAAGGACACAUUAACAGGACAAUUUAACAGAACAAUGUAAAAGAGCAAUUUAAUAGAACGCUAUUUGAACAAGAAGCAACAAGUAAACUCCAGCUUAAUUUUCUUUUUAAGCGUUGCAGAAAUGGAGACUUUAGUGUUUUUCUUCCACUGCAUCACUUCAUCUUUAGUACUAAGACGCACAGUAAAAUGUUGCGCAUUUUUUGGUAUCAGAUCACUACGUAAAAUGUCGGGCUAGCAUCACAAAAGACACCAUCAAACUAAACUCCAUCAGACCAGCCACCGUCAUGAGAGAUCUCAUCAAACUAGAUACCAAAAGACUGGACAUCACCAGACGAGAUGUAUUCCUACAAGACGUCAUCAGAAGAGACACCAUAAGACUGGACAUCACCAGACGAGACACCAUAAGACUGGACACCGCCAGACGAGAAAGCAUGAAACUGGACACCACCAGACGAGAAAGCAUGAAACGAGACACCAUCAUGCAAGACAUCACCAGAGUAGACACCAUAAGCCUGUACACCACCAGACGAGACAUAUUCAUACAAGACAUCAUCAGACAAGACACCAUAAGACUGGACACCCCCAGACGAAACAGCAUGAGACUGGACACUCCCAGACGAGACACCAUAUGACUGGACACCACCAGACGAGACACCUGUAAGACUGGACACCACCAGACGAGACACCUGUAAGACUGGACACCACCAGACGAGACACACGUAAGACUGGACACCACCAGACGAGACACCUGUAAACUGGACACCACCAGACGAGACACCUGUAAGACUGGACACCAGCAGACGAGCCACACGUAAGAAUGGACACCACCAGACGAGACACACGUAAGACUGGACACCACCAGACGAGACACACGUAAGACUGGACACUCCCAGCCGAGACACCGUAAGACUGGACACCACCAGACGAGACACCAUAAGACUGGACACUACCAGACGAGACACCUGUAAGAUUGGACAUCACCAGACGAGACACCUGUAAGACUGAACACCACCAGACGAAACACAGUAAGACUGGACACCACCAGACGAGACACCUGUAAGAAUGGACACCACCAGACGAGACACACGUAAGACUGGACACCACCAGACGAAACACACGUAAGACUGGACACCACCAGACGAGACACCUGUAAGAAUGGACACCACCAGACGAGACACACGUAAGACUGGACACCACCAGACGAAACACACGUAAGACUGGACACCGGGAGACGAGACACCUGUAAGACUGGACACCCCCCAGACGAAACAGCAUGAGACUGGACACUCCCAGACGAGACACCAUAAGACUGGACACCACCAGCCGAGACGACGGCAUAAAAAAAAACAGGUCAAAUCUAACUCCACUAACAAGUCUACAUCUGAAAAUCCACGCCCUGUCCGUGUCACUGCGACCCCCCCCCCCCCACAAAGGGCGCAUUGAUAAAGUAAACAACUCAAUUAUAUGUUAAUUAUCUCAUUAAUUCUGUUCAAAGUAGAACGAGAUUCGUCAUCACGUCUCCAGUAGACCCAAGUAUCCUAAAGAGGCAAUCAGGAUAUUAUUGAUGUGGGGGUAAUAAAAAGGAAGACUUUUCACAAAAAGAAAAAGAAAAAAAAACGCAUUUCGUAAAGAGCAGUGGUUCUCAACCUUCCUAAUCCCUCGACCUUUCAAUAUAGUUCCUCAUGUCGGGUUGACCCCUGACCAUACAAUUAGUUUCGUUGCCACUUAAUAAAUAUGUGUUUUGCGUUGGUCUUAGGCGACCCCGUUGUCAGGGUCGUUCGGCCCUUAGAGGGUUCGCAGCCCACAGGUUGAGAACCGCUGUUGUAGAGCAUUAAAUAAUUCUCUGCGUUGAUUAUAGGAUAAGACCAACAGGUAUGUCCAAACUGUGCGCCUCGGUGCCUUGAAGGCCAGGGCUUCCUCGCACAGGGGCCCCGCGAAGUGGUAAAAAAGAAAUUCAGAGAUUAUUCACAAUUCCGCAAUGCACUUGUUAUAAUUUAACUUAUGGCGCCCUCUGGGUGGGGUGGGGGGGAACUGGAAGCAACAAGGGGGCUAAAACUCGCGAUGGUUGACAAUAAUUUACCACUACCGGCAGUUGUGUUCUUUGUAGUGCACAGGAUAUGUGGCUAUUGACAUGUGACUAAGGACAUGUGGCUAAGGACAUGUGGCUAAGGACAUGUGGCUAAGGACAUGUGGCUAAGGACAUGUGGCUAAGGACAUGUGGCUAAGGACAUGUGGAUAAGGACAUGUGGAUAAUGACAUGUGGAUAAUGACAUGUGGAUAUUGACAUGUGGCUAUUGGCAGCUGGAUAAAUGACAUGUGGAUAAUGACAUGUGGAUAAUGACAUGUGGAUAAUGACAUGUGGAUAAUGACAUGUGGAUAAUGACAUGUGGAUAAUGACAUGUGUAUAAUGACAUGUGUAUAAUGACAUGUGUAUAAUGACAUGUGGAUAAUGACAUGUGGAUAAUGACAUGUGGAUAUUGACAUGUGGCUAUUGACAGCUGGCUAAAUGACAUGUGGAUAUUGAUAUGUGGCUAUUGACAGCUGGAUAAAUGACAUGUGGAUAAUGACAUGUGGAUAAUGACAUGGGGAUAAUGACAUGUGGAUAUUUUUGUAAGUACAUUAGUUAUUGACUUAGUGAAUCCCCAAAUAUGAUUACCUACAGCGUUGAUCUUCACAUUCGUGGAUUCACGCUUAUUUUCUGUUUUGACAGAUGCCAGUCGUGCAGCGUGCGUCGUGCCACCGUUUAUCGAGUUGGCGUGUGUGACAGCCAGCGUGUACUCACUCCUCUGUGUGAGCAUUGACAGGUACGCACCCACCUUGAUUGUAACACCUGCUCGGUACACUAAUUGUAAGAAAAAUUAACGCUGAUAGCUAUGAACACCCUGUGAAACUAAACGAGGUUACCUUUCAGUACAAAUUUAUGUACAGAGGAAAACACACCACUUUAACAAGAACUCUGUGUAAACUAAUGUACACAUAAGAUGUACUCACGAGGGCGAAAGCAAUGAAACACAUCAAAUAUAUUAUAGAAAUAGAGUAGUACAGUCAUCUUAUAAUAAAGAGCUAAGUACCCACCUCUAGACCAACAUACAUAAAUAAGUGUACAUGUAUGAACACUCUUCUUUAGCGAAAAAAUUAAUCCACACCAUUAUACUUCCAUAAUCUCGAGGCCAAAGUUUCUUCAAUGUCGAUUCCCAAGAAGUCCAUAAUUUGGUAGGACGAAGAAGUUCUUCUGGUUCUGGUAGUGCUCGUUGCUGCAGCCAUACACUUUAACUUCAUCAGAAAACACUUUGUGUUACUAAACUAUAAACACCACUAGGACUUGCUUGUUAAAAAAAAUUAAAAAUGCACAGAAUUGUUUCAAUAUCAUUAUGUCUCAAUGUCACGGUCAGAUCACGUGAUCCUGUUUUGUGUCUGUCUUGAUGAUUUUUGUCAGUGAGCGAUACUGCCUUUUUUAAAGGGGGAGGGCGUCCAUCAGUAUUUGAAAGGGGGGGGGGGGGGGUUUUGGAACGUCCCCCAUGCAUCGCGCCGCGUUCACUAAGCCACGAAGGAGCUACGACGCAUCUCCGGUGUGGCGCGAUAGAUUUUGUUAUGAGCGAAAAGAAGUCAUUCUUUAAGGUUCUUCUGGUCCUGGUAGUGCUCGUUCCUGCAUCCACAUACCGGGCAGAUGUGCAGUGGAUUUGGGGAAGCGAUGGUUCCAUCCUACCAGCUCCUAGCAGAUGCCAGGGCACCCUUGAAGCCUUCGACCGAAGUCGAGUCCACAGCGGCACUGGUUCCAAGCGAUCAUUGUGCGUGGGAAAAGAAUGAUCGUUUAUACUGCACGGGGUGGGAUUGAGUGGGUGGUUUUGGUUGAGCUGGGUACACCUUGGAUGGUGGGCAGAAGUUUCCACUCUCAUGGUGUGAACAGCUGGGUACACCUUGGAUGGUGGGCAGAAGUUUCCACUCUCAUGAUGUGAACAGCUGGGUACACCUUGGAUGGUGGGCAGAAGUUUCCAUUCUCAUGGUGUGAACAGCUGGCUACACCUUGGAUGGUGGGCAGAAGUUUCCAUUCUCAUGGUGUGAACAGCUGGGCACACCUUGGAUGGUGGGCAGAAGUUUCCAUUCUCAUGGUGUUAACAGCUGGGUACACCUUGGAUGGUGGGCAGAAGUUUCCAUUCUCAUGGUGUUAACAGCUGGGUACACCUUGGAUGGUGGGCAGAAGUUUCCACUCUCAUGGUGUGAACGCGGUUUCUGUUUAGUGCGUAAAUAAUUCAAGACCAUUCGUUUGAUACAAACCAUCGCGUGAAGUUCUUUGAAGCGAGACUGAUACGAAGUUGUAGACUUAGAUGUAGUUUUCUGAGGCCGUACGGAGGGGGGGCCUACCCCUAGACGACUAUUCGCCACAGUGGAAGGGGGGGGGAUGCUUGUCCUGGGAGAUUUUAUUGUUAGCUUUCCCGAAAACCUGUCUGAGAAAUGUUGUUGUUUUUUUAAAGCAUCAUACUCUGUAUCUAGAGUGUUACCAUAUCUCAUCUGUCUCUUUUGUGUAAUAUAUCUUAUACCCAAUUGCGCAGCAAGUGUUUGUGCCACCCCAAGGGUGUGGGGGGGGGGGCGAAGAUUGCUGCCGACCCUUUCCUUUACACACAAAAAAAACCUCUGCAGUAGGCCGAAAUGCUAGCCCCUUGAUAUAAAGAAAAAAAUUGCCACCCGGGGCUAAUCGCCCCCCCCCCCUUUUCCACUCCCCCUUCCUACGUCACUGUUGAAACCCGUGUUUGGUCUUUUAAUACAACCCUCCCCCCCCUACUUGACCGUCCUCACCAGAUACAGGUCGAUAGUACCCCCCUUUUCCACUCCCCCUUCCUACGUCACUGUUGAAACCCGUGUUUGGUCUUUUAAUACAACCCUCCCCCCCCUACUUGACCGUCCUCACCAGAUACAGGUCGAUAGUCCUGGCCAGGAAGCCCCCCUCUGACGUGUCCAUCGUUCUGUCCUUCCUCCUGGUCUGGACCUGGUCGUUUCUCUACGCCUCCAGGAUCUUCGUCCAGGACUAUUUCACCGACAACGACGGGUCGUCCGACGGCAGCGAGACCAACGCCACCGACCAGCUGCAGGCGCUAACACCGGAACACAACAGGACGGUCCCGGACGACCAUGACAUCACAGAUACGUCAUAUUGUAGCAUACUGGUCGAGGAGGAUGAUGCAGAUCUACCGUUUAGGUCAGUUCGAAGCCAUGGUCUAAGGCAGUGGUUCUCAACCUCCCUAAUGCCACGACCCUUUUUAUCAUUUCCUCAUGUUGUGGUGACCCCUAAGCAUACACUUAUUUUCGUUGCUCCUUUAUAAAUAUGUUUUUUUCCCGAUGGUCUUAGGUGACCCCUGUGUAAGGGUUGUUCGAACCCCAUAGGGGUCGCGACCCACAGGUUGAGAACCACUGGUCUAAGGGGUCGGUGAGAUGGUGAUGGUUGAGGGGGGAGGGGGGACUUAAUCGCAUCACAAUGACGAGAGAUUCGAUAUAGUAAUGGUGGUUAAAAAAAGUUCUGUACAUUUAUUGUAUAUGUAAAAAUAUAUGUUGAUUGAAUACAAGCAAAGGUACUUGAGAUAGGUGAGGUGCAGGUUAGAUUAGGUUGCUACUGGUGAGGUACGAGUGAGAUAAAGCUUAUGUAUAGGGGCUACAGGUCGGGGGAUGUGAGGCAUGAGUGAUACAGAUAAGGUGCACUGGUAAGCUAUAUGUGCUUAUAAAUGAGAAACAGGUAAAAUAUUGUGCUAUAUAAGUGACAAACAGGUAAUGAAUGUGUGCUAUAUAAUAGAGAAACAGUAAAGUAUGUUGCUGUAUAACAGAGACAGUAAUUUAUAAUGCUAUAUAAGAGAGGUGUAUGUGAAAUAAACUUGGCAUUUGUAAAAACAUCCACAAAUCACAAUACAUCGGGGGGGGGGGGGGGGGGGGGAAAGGACCCACCACACAAAACAAUUUUUCCCCAUUAUUGUUUUUCCCCCCCCCCCCCAAUAGAUUGGCCGACAUCCUGAUGUUGUUCAUCAUCCCGGUGGCCGCCAUGACCUACAUCUUUGUGCAGAUCCGGCGCCGCCUGUGGGGGUCCAGCAUCGGCGUCACCACCAACGUCCGGAAGAAGCGGUCCGUCAUCCGAUUCCUGGCGUUCGACAUCCUCGUGUUCGUCCUGUGCUGGCUGCCCUUUUACAUGGUGGACAUCGUGUCGGACUCCGUCAAGCUUAUCCUAGGUGAGAGGUUUACGUUCAUCCGUUAUCCAUGGAUUAGCCUCAUUCAUUCAUACGCCUCGUCGGUUCAAUCGACAUCAUUCAGUCCCCUCGCCUUCAUGACAUCACCAAGUAUCCGCAGAGCUGUCCAGCUGUAUAUAGUAGAAUUUUUCUUAUCCAUGGCACGCCAUCCAUUUUAUUAUCCAAUUGUUGCUCCUAGCAAUGUAUAGCAAAUAAUCCAUUGCAAUCCACUCAUAAAUAAUCUCUUAAUGAGCGAAGAUUGAGCUCGCACAAUCAAGUAGCAAACAAUCCAUUGCAAUCCACUCAUAAAUAAUCUCUUAUUUGAGCAAAGAUUGAGCUCGCACACUCAAGUAGCGAAUAAUCCAUUACACUCCACACAUAAAUGAUCUGUUAUUGAGCACAGCUUGAGCUCACACCCGGCCGCCUUACAACAAAGGCCACUGUUGGUUGCCAUCAGUAUCUACUUAGACGCAUAAAUGCCAAAGGGAUCGCCCCCACUCAAAUCGGUGUUGUCAGUGUCAGAAGUCCCCAUGUGCCCUGCGUGUUUUUGGUGCAAGAAGUUCCCAUGUGCCCUGUGUGUUUUUGGUGCCCCCACGAUAAGGAACCUAGUAUUUUCUACACUGAUAUUUAAUUACUGAGAUAAUUACUGUUUGCUUUAACCAAUAGCUAUUUUAAAUAUAUAUAUAUAAUCUACUGAUUUUAUAUAUAUAUAUAUAUAUAUAUAUAUAUAUAUAUAUAUAUAUAUUUAUUUAUUUACUCACUUGAGCUGGGGGUUGGAUACAUUUGUGAUGGAUGUGCUACUUUCUAUGCCUCCAUAAUCUACCUAUUUAGUGAUUACUAUUAAUACACAUCAUUUCAUCUUCACAUAUCUCCAAAAAUCACUACACAUCAACAUACAUCAACAAUCUACGCACAUUUCCACACGUCUCCACAUUUCCUCACACUUCCACAUAUCUCCACACUCAUGCAGCCAUCUCUACACAUCUCAACCCAUCAAAACGCAACAACACAUAUCCACAUAUCUCAACACACCUCCAAACAUCUCGACACACCUUCACUCCACACAUUUACCCCCCCCCCAACCCCAAGCCCAGGUAAUGCAUCAUCACCUUCUAAUUUUUGAUCACUCUUCAUAUCAGGUAACGUAGAGGACGAUGAAGUCGAUGAGAACCAAGUGUACGUCCUCUUACGUUUCUUCUUCAUCAUCCUUGCCCUCAGCAACAGCUUUUUGAAUCCCCUCAUAUACGCCUUCUUCAACAAGAACUUCAUGAACGAGGUAGUUAACAUACGUCGUCUUAAUUGUGUUGGAGAUUAACCUCAGAGAUGUACAUACGCCCACCGUUAGGCCUAUCAAUCAAUGUCUGAUCGUAGACAACAGUGGAGAUAUCGUACUUCAGCUUUAUGGGACCUGUAAUAAUCGCGAGCGAGAGAGAAGGAGAUAGAGAGACAGAGAGAGAGAGAGAAAGAGAGUGAGAGAGAGAGAGAGAGAGAGAGAGAGAGAGAGAGAGAGAGAGAGCAAAAGAUACAAAGAGAGAGACUCAGAGAGACAGAGAUGUAUAUUUUUGUAAAAUACAAAAUACUAACAUUCAUUAUGACCUUAAGAAGAUAACGAUAAGGGGUUUUUUUUUCUCUCCAUACACACUGCUGCACUGUGUAAAAUUGCGUCUAGUUCCCCGGAAGUUAUACCUGUUUCAGCUACUAUUUAAGAAAAAAAAAAGUAUAUAUUGAUAAUAUAUUAGUUACAACAUUAAUUUAAAACAAGCAGCAGCAUUCAAUCUUUCUACUCAACUGCAGGUCCGACUGAUGCUCUCCAAGAGCUGGUGUGGCACCUGCGCCCUCAACAGAGUGGUGCCCGUGAACACAGAUGAAACCCAGGCCAGCGGGUUACCGGAGGAGCCGGUCAUCAUCACGACAUGACGUCACCAAAACUAGACGAGAAUGAAUCCAGACUUUCGCACCGAUGGCUUGAGGCUACGAAGAAUAUUUUUCCCCAUGGCUGACGUUAAGAUAUUUUUUUGGUUUAAAAGAUUCGACUUAAUGCGCUAUGUACACAUUUGUAUGUGUGUCUGUAUGUGUGUGUGUGUGGCGCACUUUGCAAGGAAUAAGGAAUGCUGGACGUUAUAACCCAAAUGUACAAUUAAGUUCUCCAAAUGGACUAAUGAUGAUUGACGUCCUUGAGGAGAUUAACUGCCUUGAGGAUGACUGCCUGUACCAGAGUUGACUGAAUGGAUCAAGGUUGACUGAAUGUACCAGUACCUAGGGUGACUGAAUGGAUCAAGGGUGACUGAACGCACCCAGGGUGACUGAAUGUACCAAUGUUGACUGAAUGUACCAAGGUUGACUGAAUGUAUCCGUAGCUAGGGUGACUGAAUGGAUCAAGGGUGACUGAAUGUACCAAGGCUAACCGAAUCUACCAAGGGUGACUGAAUGUACCAAGGGUGACUGAAUGUACCAAGGCUAACCGAAUGUACCAAGGGUGACUGAAUGUACCAAGGCUAACCGAAUGUACCAAGGGUGACUGAAUGUACCAAGGCUAACCGAAUGUACCAAGGGUGAUUGAAUGUACCAAGGUUUACUGAAUGCACGAAGGUUGACUGAAUGGACCAACGUGGGCUGAACGUACUAAGAGUGCAUACAUGUACCAAGGGGGGCUUCUUGUAUCACGUGACUACAGUCAAAACGUAAAUCCAUCGUGCAUUAUCAAAAGUUGUAUACAUAUUUUCAUCAAUGUUUGUGUCUGGACUUUGCGUCAAACGGUGGACUGCUGAUGCCUGCUGUCUUUUUUUUUUUUAUUUACACAACUUGUUUUGGAUCACGUGAUAUUGUGAUCAGGCUGGUUUUUGGAUCAUGUUGCUGUUCGGGUCACCCGAUAUUCGGACCACGUUACAUUCGGAUCAAUUGGUAUUUGUAUCACGUGAUCUUGGGAUCACGUGGUAUCUUUGAGGUAUGAGGUGUUUUUAAAGCUAACGAAACGCUUGGAAGCCAUAAUCCAGGGGCGUUCCUCUUGGAAUCUAGGUGGGUUCCUUUUGGAAUCCAGGUGUGUUCCUCUUGGAAUCCAG
Messenger RNA from Lymnaea stagnalis (great pond snail), 10294 nucleotides. The record is from the annotation of a GenBank genome assembly. Lineage: Eukaryota; Metazoa; Mollusca; Gastropoda; Lymnaeidae.